AUGAUUCAACAAGGUAGACCGAAGCAACUCGUCGAUCAGCUAUCACCACAUCGUUGCCGAGAAUGGCAUAGCGAUCAAACUAGUGCUAGUGACUGUCUACGGCUACGACUUAUGCCUUCACUCGGGGGAGAGCACCCAUCCAAAAAGCAGAAAAGUGAAAAAGUGCAGAAGGAAAAGGCAAACCCUCGGAUGGACCUAAACUAG
Lathyrus sativus (Indian pea) is the source of this 204-nucleotide messenger RNA. The record is from the annotation of a GenBank genome assembly. Lineage: Eukaryota; Viridiplantae; Streptophyta; Magnoliopsida; Fabales; Fabaceae.